This is a messenger RNA of Vitrella brassicaformis, 788 nucleotides long. The record is from the annotation of a GenBank genome assembly. NCBI's taxonomy places the organism in Eukaryota, Vitrellaceae.
UCCGCACAUGGCUUUGACUGUACAGUCAUGGAUCGACAGAGGCCCAUGCAAUACAUGUCGGCAUGAGUCGACUCCGCGCACUCGCACUCAUUCAAGAGCCCCCACUCACCCAUCUAUCUGACAAACCGAAGACGCAUACGACUCGUCACGCUCCGCGGCAUGCCUGUCUGUCUGUCUGUCUGUCACUCAUCCGCUCUGCCCGUCAGAAUGGUUUGGAGCAAAGGGUGCAUUUGGGUGUCGGCUCUGGCGCGAACUCCUCAUCGUCAUCGGCAUCGUCGGUGCCGCCCGCCAGGAUCGCGCUCGUGGCACGACCCACAGUAGACCUUGCAACCUAUUCACGAACAAACAGAUGACCAUUCUGUGCAUCUGUGUGUGGUGUCCCUCCCUCCUUCUCUUCCCUCACUGACCGCACGGCAGCACCACUGCGCGUGUCUCCGACAGGCAGGCCAUGCAGGCGCUCUCCCUCUCACGCUCAGCCACCUCUGUCUUGGCACGCUGUUCCUCGGCCGCCCCCCGCAGCUGUGUCAGCCGGGUCACCUCUCUGUCGAUAUUGGUCAUGAGGCAGCCCAGCUCCGCCGAGCUGAUGUGAUGCAGCCGGGCACCGCUGAGCCGAUCACGCUCUGAGUGAUGCAUUCUGCUGGCUCAGUCGCGCGUUCUCGUCCUGGAGGGACUGUAUCGCCGCAUCGCGACGUCAUCCAGACUUACGGAUGGAUAGUUGCCCUGGAAUAUGACGCGCAGCGCUUCAGCUGGAAAGCCCUCCUUGGCCUCAUACUUACGCAGCACGUCCG